Molecule: messenger RNA, 771 nt
Organism: Coniosporium apollinis CBS 100218
Lineage: Eukaryota; Fungi; Ascomycota; Dothideomycetes
Exons: 4
Coding region: 1-771 (256 amino acids)
Source: RefSeq, a predicted model, not a curated record
AUGGACUUGCUACAGAGUGUCCGUAAGGAAGGCAGCCGGGGCGGCCGUACAGACUUCAAAUGGGAAGAUGUCAAAGCAGACCAGCACCGCGAGAACUAUCUCGGCCACUCGCUGAUGGCUCCUGUUGGCCGCUGGCAAAAGAACAAAGACCUGAACUGGUACGCCAAAGGCGACUCCGGCCAAUCUGCCGCCGAUGCCCGCGCCGAGGAGAUACGCCGAAUCAAGGAAGCGGAAGAGGACGCCAUGGCCGCAGCGCUGGGCUUGCCCGUCAAGGAGAGGAACAACCCCAAUAUGGCGCCUUUGGGAGGUGCGGCUAGUGAGGCAGAUGUCAAAAAGGCAAUUGCAGAGGCGACAGCAGGCGACGAGGAUGAAGGCGGCAAGGGUGUUGGAUACAAAGGUUAUAAUCCUCGGCCGGGUCCCGGCGCGACGGAAGCGGAAGUCCUGAGUGGAGAAAGGGCGGCGAAAACACCGACCGACGGCGGCGAAGAAGAUCAAGGUCGCGCUCACGACAUCGGGAGAGGGACAGCCAUCGGCGACACAGGUCGCGCUCACGCUCCCGAGACAGGGAAAGGCGGAGGUCACGAAGCAGAGAUUAUCGAAGGGAUGAUGAGCUGCCCCACAGACACCACCAUGAUGGGCGUCGUUCGGACUCACGAGAUAGAACCGACCGACGCCGCAAACGUAGGAGUAGAUCCCCAUACGAGCGUUCUGAUACUCGCUCACGGCGGCAAGAUUGACGGAAAGAAGAUGGAAGUCUCUACUAUACAUUAA